Cricetulus griseus (Chinese hamster) is the source of this 291-nucleotide messenger RNA. The record is from RefSeq and is a predicted model, not a curated record. NCBI's taxonomy places the organism in Eukaryota, Metazoa, Chordata, Mammalia, Rodentia, Cricetidae.
AUGUCUUCAGAUGAGUGGUCAGCAGCUGAGGAUGAAGGCCAGUUGUCCCGUCUCCGCAGGAAAUCCAGAGACUCCCCCUUCGUCCCUGUGGGGGUGGUGGGCUUUGUGGCUGUGCUGUCCUAUGGCCUUUACAAGUUAAAGUCCAGAAGAGAGGAGAAGGUGUCCCUUCGUCUCAUCCAUGUGCGGGUUGCUGCCCAAGCAUGUGCCGUGGGAGCUGUGACCCUAGGGGUUCUCCACUCUAUGUACAAGGAUUACAUCAGACCUCGGUUCUUCAGUGUACCCAGAAAAUAA